UUUAUGUCUUGGUCUGAUCUGAUCCGAUCCGAUCUCAACCGCGAUAACCGGAUAUCGCGUCUGGCGCUUUUUCAGCAGCACAUCUGGGACCUUUUUACCGGGGGAAGGCGAAUGGAGAAGCCUGACAUCUGCUUGACAGUCAGUACAGGGCAAGUCAACCAAACAAACUACAUGAUGGACACGUACCGGUCUCGUAACAAGCCACGUACUCAUCGUUUUCGUCUUGAAUUCCCUUGGCGAUUUGGCUCAACCAGUCGUAUAUCACACUACUAG
Molecule: messenger RNA, 273 nt
Organism: Rasamsonia emersonii CBS 393.64
Lineage: Eukaryota; Fungi; Ascomycota; Eurotiomycetes; Eurotiales; Trichocomaceae
Exons: 1
Source: RefSeq, a predicted model, not a curated record